AUGUCAGGCCGGUUUGUGCGCUCUUCAAAGUAUCGCCACGUCUUCGGACGCUCGACGCGAAAGGAACAAUGCUACGAUAACCUUCGCGUGUCGCGUAACGCUUGGGAUACCAACCUACUCAAGGUCAACCCUAAGCACCUUGCUGUCAACUGGGAAGCUGGAGGUGGUGGUGCUUUCGCCGUCAUCCCUCUUGAGGAACGUGGAAAGCUUCCUGAGCGUAUCCCUCUCUUCCGAGGCCACACGGCGGUCGUUCUGGACACCGAUUGGAAUCCCUUCGACGAUGACUUGAUUGCAUCUGGCUCCGACGACGGAAAGAUCUUCCUCUGGCGGGUUCCAGAGAACUUCACUGUUCGUCCGGAUUGCGAAGCAGACGAUAUUAAGGACAUUGCACCCGUUGGAAAGCUCACUGGUCACCCCAAAAAAGUCGGCCACGUGCUCUUCAACCCCGCAGCGGAAAACGUGCUGGCAACGGCCUCGGGAGAUUACACUGUGAAGAUCUGGGAUAUUGAGGCAGGUGCGGCGAAGCUCAGCUUGAACGUCGGUGACAUUGUUCAGUCCCAGUCUUGGAGCGCCAAUGGUUCUCUACUGGUUACAACUUCCCGCGACAAGAAGCUUCGCAUCUGGGAUGUACGUCAGGAACGGCCUGCGCAUGAGACUAACGGCCACUCCGGAGCGAAGAACAGCCGAACGGUCUGGCUGGGUGAGCGCGACCGCAUUGCGACCACCGGUUUCUCUAAGAUGAGUGACCGUCAGCUCGCUCUCUGGGAUAUCCGUGCCGUUCGCGAGCCCAUCAAUGGGUUCAAGACCCUGGAUUCGAUCUCUGGUGUCUGCAUGCCGUUCUGGGACGACGGCACUAGCUGCCUCUAUCUGGCAGGGCGAGGUGACGGAAAUAUCCGCUACUUUGAGCUUGAAAACGACAAGUUCGAGUUCCUGUCCGAGUACAAGUCCGCCGAUCCCCAGCGUGGUAUUGCGUUCAUGCCCAAGCGCGGCGUCAACAUGCACGAGAACGAGGUGACCCGUGUAUUCAAGACGGUCAAUGACAGCUACGUGGAGCCCGUCUCCUUCAUUGUCCCUCGACGAUCGGAGAACUUCCAGGACGAUAUCUACCCGCCUACCUUCGGCUUGACCCCUGCCAUGAGCCCCUCUGAGUGGUUUGGUGGCAAGGAAGCCAUUCCUCCGAAGAUCUCCAUGGCCAGUCUGUUCGAUGGUGAGGGCUUGAAGGAGAUUUCCGGAGUUGAAGAGAAGCCUACCGGCUCCAUGACUGCACCUGCGCCAAAGCCGGCGGAGCCAGAGCCAGUCGCUUCCAAGCCUGCUGCCAAGGCCAGCCCGGAACCUACGCCUGCGCCCUCUCCGGUCGCCCGUCCAGCCCCUUCCAUGAAGGAGCAAGGUGCGUCCAUGGCCGCCAUGGUCUCCAAGUUUGCUGAUGAUGAAGAAGUGGAGGGCCCUGCCGAUGAGGAUUCUUCAUUCGAAGAGGUGUCCAAACCUGUGGAAGCUCCUGCUCGCUCCCCAAUCACUGAGUCUGCUCCUGCCCGCGUCAGCACUCCCCCCCGCACAGUGCCGUCCCAGGAGCCUGAGCCCGAGGUCAAGUCCGAGGUGAAGUCCGAGGUGAAGCCCGAGACGAAGCCCGAGACGAAGCCACAGGAAGUCGUGUCUACGACACCUGUCAACUCCACCUCCUCCAGCGACUCCAAUGUCCCAGCUAGCACUGUGCACAAGGAGAUCGAGGCCAUCAAGGAUCUGAUUGCUCAGCAGACCAAGAUCAUUGCUGACCAGGCUUCUCAAAUGCAGAGACUUGCAUCCGAGGUCGAGGCACUCAAGAGCAAGCUGGAUUAA
This is a messenger RNA of Penicillium diatomitis, 1833 nucleotides long. Its product is annotated as coronin. The record is from RefSeq and is a predicted model, not a curated record. Lineage: Eukaryota; Fungi; Ascomycota; Eurotiomycetes; Eurotiales; Aspergillaceae. Gene Ontology annotation, molecular function: actin filament binding. The transcript is spliced from 9 exons. Gene Ontology annotation, biological process: actin filament organization. Bases 1 to 1833 code for a protein of 610 amino acids.